AUGUGGGUUGAUAAUAAUGUUUCUGAAUUCAUUCUCUUGGGACUCACCCAGAACCAGGAAUUAGAACAAGUGUGUUUUGGUUUGUUUCUAUUAUUUUAUAUUGCUACUGUAUUAGGAAAUCUCACCAUCAUUGUCACAAUUCAAAGAAGCCAGACUCUGAACUCCCCCAUGUAUUUCUUCCUAAGUUACCUCUCCUUUGUAGAUAUCUUCUAUGCUUCUGUUACAGCCCCCAAACUAAUGGCAGAUUUACUCGUUGAGAGGAAAACUAUCUCCUUCCAUGGCUGCAUUGCACAGCUGUUCCUAGUCCAUCUCCUUGGUUGCACUGAGAUCUUCCUCCUCACAAUGAUGGCCUACGAUCGUUACAUAGCAAUUUGCAAACCUCUCCAUUAUACUACCAUUAUGAACAAGCAUGUAUGUAGCUGGAUGGUAGUGGCCUCAUGGACAGGGGGCUUUCUUCACUCCAUAGUACAGACUCUCCUGACCACCCAGCUUCCCUUCUGUGGACCAAAUGUAAUAGAUCACUUUUUCUGUGAUGUGCACCCUUUGCUGCAACUAGCUUGCGCUGAUACUUACAUCAUUGGUAUCGUAGUGGUUGCCAAUAGUGGAAUGCUCUCCCUGCUCUGUUUUGUUGUUCUGAUGAUAUCUUAUAUUGUAAUAUUAGUCUCCUUGAGAACUCAUACCUCUGAAGGGCGCCUCAAAGCUCUGUCCACUUGUGCCUCCCACAUUACAGUAGUGCUUAUAUUUUUUGGACCUUGUAUCUUCUUCUAUUUAAGACCUUCCACUACCUUCUCAGAAGAUAAGACAGUUGCUGUUUUCUAUACCAUCUUCACCCCUAUGCUGAACCCAUUGAUAUAUACACUGAGAAAUGAGGAUGUGAAGAAUGCCAUGAGAAAAUUAUGGAGCAUUAAAGUAAAUUUCAGAGAGAAAUGA
Messenger RNA from Alligator sinensis (Chinese alligator), 930 nucleotides. RefSeq names its product olfactory receptor 4S2-like. Lineage: Eukaryota; Metazoa; Chordata; Crocodylia; Alligatoridae. Gene Ontology annotation, cellular component: membrane. Gene Ontology annotation, molecular function: G protein-coupled receptor activity; olfactory receptor activity. The record is from RefSeq and is a predicted model, not a curated record. The transcript is spliced from 2 exons. The coding region runs from base 1 to 930 and encodes 309 amino acids. Gene Ontology annotation, biological process: G protein-coupled receptor signaling pathway.